AUAAGGCCAUCAUCAGUCGACGAGAAACGGCGAAAAAUAGGUUUACUAGUCAAUGUCCAACAGGAAAAUCCACACAAUGGCUGCUAAGUCGUACGUCGUUUUCGUCGCCGUUUACGCGAUGACCUCCGCCGGUCCGGCCACUGCGAUGCCGUACACGGUACAGGGACUGUCGCCGCAGCACUACGAGCAGCAGCAGCAGCAGCAGCAGCACUACGGAGGCGAACAACACGUGCAGGAGGAACAGCAACACGAGCCCCGGUCGUAUCACUUCCAGUACGCGGUGCACGACGACGUCACCGGCGACGUGAAGAGCCAGAACGAGGUGAGCGACGGCCGCGGCACGGUCAGGGGCACGUACAGCCUGCUGGAGGCGGACGGUUCGACGCGCGUGGUCGAGUACACCGCGGACGACGAGCACGGGUACCGCGCCGAGGUGAAGAAGAUCCAGCCGGAGCACAAGCACGCCGCCGCCGAGCAGCCCGAGUACAGGUUCGACUAUGGCGAGCACAACGGCAAGCCAACGUCCGCCCCGGCGCCCGUCUACAGCGACGAAGACGGAGCACCGGCCAAGCACCGCUACGUGAUCCCGGGAUCGUUCACGCCCGCGCACUGACCGCGUCCACCGCGAUCCCUUAGAAUUCCUCCCUUGCGUUCGUACACGAACAUUGUAAAAUGUACAUAAAUAUAGAUAUAUUUUAAUUGCGUUCUCUCGUCAAUAAACGGUUAAUUAUCAUUGUUUGUUUA
This is a messenger RNA of Sipha flava (yellow sugarcane aphid), 744 nucleotides long. RefSeq names its product cuticle protein 7-like. Bases 53 to 613 code for a protein of 186 amino acids. Lineage: Eukaryota; Metazoa; Arthropoda; Insecta; Hemiptera; Aphididae. The record is from RefSeq and is a predicted model, not a curated record. The transcript is spliced from 2 exons. Gene Ontology annotation, cellular component: extracellular matrix.